AUGGCCUUUUCAAAUUCAGACUGCUACGUCACUUUUUUCCUUCCAACGGCAACAGCCAGGAAGUACCGCACCAGAACUGUGUCAAACACAAACCAGCCGGAGUGGAAGGAAACCUUCACCCUCCGGGUCCCCGUCCUGCUCAAAAAUGUUCUGGAGAUCCAGCUCCAUGAUGAGGAUCUCAUCACAUCUGACGACCACAUUUCAACAGUCCUGUUUGACCUGGGAAACCUGCGUGUUGGGGAAAAGGAGACCAAGGUGUUUGAGUUGAACUCUGAGACAAAUGAUGAACUUGUGAUGGAGUUCGAGCUCAUUCAGAGUGAUGAAGCCCCUCAGGAGUACAUCAGCAACGGCAUCAUCAUGGCUGCCCCGCUCUCUGUGCUGCAGUUCAGCAUGAGGAACCAUCAGAACAGUGACUAUCCUGAAAGACAGGAUCCUGAAGGUGAGGGGGCUUAUGAUGAACCCAGAGAUUCACUUCUGAGGGGUACGGACCUGUGUUUCUACAUCAACCGAGACCUGGAGACUGAACUGGGAGUCCUGCAUCUAGUGUAG
Salarias fasciatus (jewelled blenny) is the source of this 549-nucleotide messenger RNA. RefSeq names its product cytosolic phospholipase A2 epsilon-like. NCBI's taxonomy places the organism in Eukaryota, Metazoa, Chordata, Actinopteri, Blenniiformes, Blenniidae. The record is from RefSeq and is a predicted model, not a curated record. Bases 1 to 549 code for a protein of 182 amino acids. The transcript has 8 exons. Gene Ontology annotation, molecular function: calcium ion binding. Gene Ontology annotation, cellular component: membrane.